Molecule: messenger RNA, 2094 nt
Organism: Biomphalaria glabrata
Lineage: Eukaryota; Metazoa; Mollusca; Gastropoda; Planorbidae
Exons: 16
Coding region: 125-1969 (614 amino acids)
Molecular function (GO): scavenger receptor activity
Source: RefSeq, a predicted model, not a curated record
UUACAGAGCGGAAUAGUAUUAGAAAACAUAAAGUUCGUUGCUGUUCGAUACACUUUAGGACAUGGAUUUAUAACUACAAUGAAAAUAAACAUUGCUUCGCCACCACCCCCUCCCCAUUGUUGAAAUGAAACGAUCUCUUCUAAUUCAACAUCUCCAUCUAGAUUACUGGACUAUGAUUCUGGUUGCUUUUGUGUUUCAUGAUAGUCACCCUUGUCCUGAAAAUUAUUUUGACCCCAUGUGUAGAUACACAUGCAACUGCAAAGCGACCUGCAACUUGUUAGGAUACUGUGACGACAACGGUUGCAAACGUGGAUAUUUCGGAUAUCACUGCCAGUACCGUGACCUCGCUACACAUUGGGACCUACCGACAACGAUAUAUACUGACGGCGACGACACCACAUGCCAGGAUGACGACACAGUUACGUCAGUUAAGAUACCUAUGCCAAUUAUGACAAUGACUUUUUUCAUGGUUACAAUCAGCCCAGAGCCUACAAGUAAAGAGAUGCUUGAAGAAAUGACCUAUGAACUUGAGCAAAAUGGGAAAAAAAUCAUGUGUGACAAUUGGAAUGCCACUAACUUUAUUGAUAAUAACAUCAUAUAUGUCUAUUGUCUUACAAGUGUCAAUGUGACCAGUAUUACACUGCAUGGGAAGGCAGUGGCUCUUCUCUGUACAGUAAACAUUUCCGGAGGUCGCAAUGUAGCUAUAAAUCAACCAAUCAGAUUUACUCCUCUGGAUCAAUAUGCCGCUAGACAUGCGGGCGGUGUGGACGGACUGUAUCCGACUAGUGGUGCCCUCAACCCAGUAACCUGUUUUAAAGGGUCUGAAAAUAUCACAAAGUCUAUCUAUGAAAUCACCCUAGACGUACCAAAGUUAAUUAGUUACUUUAUGAUCAUUAAUACACCAGAAGCCUUAAAUAUGAAAAAGCUCGCAGGCUUUAAAAUCAUUACCCGUGAUGACAAAAACAAAACGAUCUCGACCUAUGAGGAGGGCAGCAAUCCUCCAGGUGGAAGACCUAACUAUACAGUUCCUCAUUCUGCAGCCUUGGUGCCCGUCAAGUACAUUAGAUUGGAGAAAGACAACGCUUUAAACUUUUGUGAGUUGGAGGCCUACGGAGACUGUCUCCCGGGAUACCGCGAACUAGAGUGCCUCUAUAACUGUACUGAAAAUUGCGUUGAGGGAAUCUGCGAACUGCACGGCAAGUGUCUUGAAUGCAAAGUUGGAUAUUGGGGGAAGUUUUGUCAACGAGUGUGUGGAACUUCUUGCGUAGGUAAUCUAUGUGAACAGAAUAAAGGAGGAUGCAUUCUAGGGUGUCUACCAGGAUAUUUCGAAUAUGAUUGCUACAGAGUAUGUGAGAACUGUAUCUACAACAACUGCACAAUGGAUGAGGGACUAUGUAUCGGUGGAUGCAAGAAAGGAUUUCAGCCCCCGUCCUGUACAGAUGAUUUUUCAAUACACAAUUUCACUUGUCUGGACCAGUUGGAAAGGGAAUGUGUGAAUGGCUACUACGGCAUUAACUGUAGCUCUCAGUGCGGUGCACGCUGCCCUAAAGAAUGCACCAAAGAUGAAGGUUACUGCCUUAAUUGCCAGCCAAAAACAUAUGGCCGGAACUGUGAAAAAAAUUGUUUUAAUUGCAAGCAAGAACAGUGCGAUCAGAAAACAGGAAACUGCACUCUGGGUUGCAAGGACGGCUUCAAAGAAUUUGACUGUUCUUUGACUUGUUCUAAUUGCAAGGAUGGAAAGUGCCAUCAGGAAACAGGAAACUGCACACUGGGUUGCAACUUCGGCUACAAAGGGUUUGACUGUUCAUUGUCUGCUGCAGAUUGGGAAAUCCUGAAAGAAAAUUAUACACUUCAAUUAGCCAUCGUUGGUUUUAUAUUCUUCGUCCUGGUAGUCUUGUUACUUGCGAGACUUCUGAGGAAAAAGACACCUCCACCCCAGAGUGUGGUUGCUGUAGGUGGAGGUGGGUGAUAUCUGUCCAUUUGAUCUUUUCAUCGCUUCAUUUUUUUAAGUAUUUUGUUUUGGGAUAAAUGUAACACUCCAUCCAUUACUUCAUAUAUUGAACUGCUGACACUACGGAAAUAAAGCUUUAAAGA